Messenger RNA from Penicillium brevicompactum, 858 nucleotides. RefSeq lists its product as uncharacterized. Gene Ontology annotation, molecular function: RNA binding. Bases 1 to 858 code for a protein of 285 amino acids. NCBI's taxonomy places the organism in Eukaryota, Fungi, Ascomycota, Eurotiomycetes, Eurotiales, Aspergillaceae. The record is from RefSeq and is a predicted model, not a curated record. The transcript is spliced from 4 exons.
AUGGCCGAUCUAGAGACCCCCAGCUCGGCGGAGCAGCAGACUCCUACCAAGUCUCCGUUCCAGAAUGUCCGUACUGACGGUCGAGCUUUCGCCUCUCCGAAUUGGCGCACUAAGGGCAGCCCUGCUGCUCCAUCCGAUGCCUCCCCGAGCCGUGGCCCAAACCCGAACCUCAAUACGUCCCGCGCGGCCUUCAGUCGGCCCGGUCCUCAUGUCCCGCAGGCAAUCAGUGAUGGCCGUCGUCUUUACGUAGGCAACAUGCCUUACACUGCUAAGACAGAGGAUGUCAAGGCAAUUUUUAUGGCUGCGCAGAUGCCGAUUGAGGGUAUCGAUAUCGCCAUUGAUCCUUUCACUGGCCGUAACCCAUCUUACUGCUUCGUUGAUCUGCAGCACAAAGAACAUGCCAGCCGUGCUAUGUCCGAGCUUGAUGGCAUCGACAUGCUGGGCCGCCCGUUGAAGAUUAGGCCCGGUGUCGCAAAGUCCCAGGAGCGUAUUAACAACCCGCCUUCUCCAUUCAAUGUUAGCGGCUGGCGUGAGCAGGAGAGGCCCAGCUUUGCCAAGCUCAACAGUGACUCCAGCAGUCGGGUUUAUGUUGGUGGUUUGCCGCGGCUGACCGACCAUGAAGUUGUGCAGAACGGCAUUGAGACCUUCUUCAAGGACUUCAAGAUCGAGAACGUUAGCAAGCUGUUCACCCCCCACCCUGCUAAGAGGUUCGAAGAGGGCGAACACCACUACCUGUUCGUUGACGUCGGCUCCCCCGAAGAGGCUCAGCGAGCUAUGAAGACUUUGAAUCACUCGAUUGGCCCCUGGAACGGUCCACUGCGUGUGCAGUAUGCUCGCGGUUCUAAGACAACCGAGUGA